AUGGCGGUGUGCGGCUUUGGGGAUAUUGGCCGCUGCUGUGCACGACGGGCGGCGCUGGGCUUGGGUUUGAAGAAGGUCUAUGGCGUUCGCAGUUGGGCGAGUCGUCCGAGCGAAGGCAGAGAUUCCUACAUCGACGAAGAGACGGGUGCUGAGGUCGUGUUCGGCAACGCUGCGAUGGAUGAGCGGAUCCUGCCUGAAGCAGACAUCGUCGUGGCCGUACUGCCCAAAACCCCUGCGACUGAGAAAGUGUUUGACGAUGCGCGCUUCAGCAAGUUCAAGAAGGGGGCGCUCUUCAUCAACAUCGGUCGGGGCUCCAGCGUGGAGGAAGCCGCCCUCCUGAAGCACCUGGAGAGCGGCCACCUCCGCGGGGCUGCGUUGGACGUCUUCCAGACCGAGCCCCUUCCACUGGAGUCUCCGUUCUGGCGAGAAGAUGUCCUUCCGGCCUCGCAGCUCCUUCUGACACCUCAUAACGCAGAUAUCAGCCUGUCUAUGAACGAGGAGUCUGCGGAAUACUUCUGCGCAGUCGCCCGGCGUUUUGUCCUGGAGGGCAAAAUGCCGGACUACCUCGUGGACCUCGCCAGGGGGUAUUGA
Symbiodinium sp. CCMP2592 is the source of this 591-nucleotide messenger RNA. NCBI's taxonomy places the organism in Eukaryota, Dinophyceae, Suessiales, Symbiodiniaceae. The record is from the annotation of a GenBank genome assembly.